Messenger RNA from Diversispora eburnea, 255 nucleotides. NCBI's taxonomy places the organism in Eukaryota, Fungi, Glomeromycota, Glomeromycetes, Diversisporales, Diversisporaceae. The record is from the annotation of a GenBank genome assembly.
AUGUGUAAUUAUUAUUUAACUGAAGUCAAAGCCAAAUUUGAUUCAACUAGUGGAUUAAAAUUUAAAAUUAAUGGAUUAAAUACGAUUACCAAUGAUAAUUCAGAUUAUAAUGAUUUAGAUUUAAAUGAUGACUUUUAUCAAAAACGUUAUUCUCGAGCAACUUUCGGUCAAUUAUCCACCAAACCAAAUUCCACUUUAUCAUUGGAUUCGACAAUUUAUGAUUUACCUCAACAACAUAUUAAUGAUUUAUUAUCC